Messenger RNA from Lactuca virosa, 309 nucleotides. The record is from the annotation of a GenBank genome assembly. Lineage: Eukaryota; Viridiplantae; Streptophyta; Magnoliopsida; Asterales; Asteraceae.
AUGUGGGAACGAUCCCUGUUUUUUGAUGCAUUCUUUGAGAUUUGCCAUCCCAAGUGCGUAUACGCAAAGCCAGACGUUCGCUUCAAACACAACAAUCACUUUUGCAGACUCAUGUUGAGGGAGGUCUUGGAAAAGAAAACCACCACUACCGGAAUCGUGUAUUGGCCUCAUUACCUAAAACAUGUUCAAAUAAAACAGGCUCUUCAUCAAAAAUGGGAAACCCUAACAAAUUCCCAUAGAAGCUUUCUAGACGGGUCCACUCCUGAUGUCUACAUGUACUUCAAUCUCAAGGUGAACGUUGGCGGGUGA